Molecule: messenger RNA, 3797 nt
Organism: Nycticebus coucang (slow loris)
Lineage: Eukaryota; Metazoa; Chordata; Mammalia; Primates; Lorisidae
Gene: ZNF568
Product: zinc finger protein 568
Exons: 6
Coding region: 359-2254 (631 amino acids)
Biological process (GO): negative regulation of transcription by RNA polymerase II
Cellular component (GO): nucleus
Molecular function (GO): RNA polymerase II transcription regulatory region sequence-specific DNA binding; DNA-binding transcription repressor activity, RNA polymerase II-specific
Source: RefSeq, a predicted model, not a curated record
GGACUCCAAGUUCAGACUGCGGGCUAUACCGGCCGCAGGCGGCUGACGAAACAGAGCCGCUUAGGCCCAGAGUGUCCAGAGUAGCGGCAGUGGGGAGGGCUCGGGGUGCGAGUACGCUACUGGUCCUGGCUCCACAAGGAUAAAACAUCUGUGGUGUGAGUAGAAAGAAGCCUGAAGUAUCUAUCAUAUAAAGAGACUUCUGACCUGAGACCUGCCUCAGAGGCUGGAGAGCCCUGGGAAAGGGUAGAUUCUGAAGUUGCUGGAACUGCAGUUUAUCUUGACCCUUCUGCCCAGAACAGGAAAGGUGUGAAUGACUUGACUUCUCAGCCUUCAGAGAUCAGCAAAUAGCUGUGUGACAAUGGAGCGUUUGAUCCACAUGAUGGAAAGGAGAGCUUGGUGUUCUCAAGACUAUUCCCUUUCCAAGGAAGAAGAGGAUACAACCAGAUCUCUUGUGACAGUGACAUUUAAAGAUGUGGCUGUGGACCUUACCAAGGAGGAGUGGCAGCAAAUGAAACCUGCUGAGAGGAUCUUGUACCGGGAUGUGAUGUUGGAGAACUAUAGCAACCUAGUCACAGUGGGCUGUCAAGUCACCAAACCAGCUGUGAUAUUUAAGUUGGAGCAAGAAGAAGAGCCAUGGGUGAUGGAGGAAGGAAUGUUUGGAAGGCACUGUCCAGAAGUUUGGGAAGUUGAUGAAAAGAUCAAGAAGCAACAGGAAACACUUGUGAGGAAAAUCACACUCAUCUCCAAGAAAACUCUGAUUAAGGAAAAAGUCAUUGAAUGUAAAAAAGUUGCAAAAAUAUUUCCUCUGAGCUCAGACGUUACUUCAAGACAGAGUUUCUUUGAAUCUGACUCACUUGAUAAGGGUUUGCAACAUAAUUUAGACUUAAAUAGUUAUGAGAAAGGCUGUAUAAGAGAGAAAAAUUAUAAAUGUAAUGAGUACGAGAAACCAUUUUACCAUUGCUCGUCCUACGUUGUAUCCCCAUUUAAGUGUAAUCAGUGUGGACAAGACUUCAGUCAUCAAUUUGACUUCAUGAGACAUGAGAGAAUUCAUGCUGGAGAGAAGCCCUAUGAAUGUAAGGAAUGUGGAAAAGCCUUCAGCAGGAAGGAAAAUCUUAUUACACAUCAGAAAAUUCAUACAGGGGAAAAGCCGUAUAAGUGUAAUGAAUGUGGAAAAGCUUUCAUUCAGAUGUCAAACCUUAUUAGACACCAGAGAAUUCAUACUGGCGAGAAACCUUAUGCAUGUAAGGAUUGUUGGAAAGCCUUCAGUCAGAAAUCCAAUCUCAUUGAACAUGAGAGAAUUCACACUGGAGAAAAACCCUAUGAAUGCAAGGAAUGUGGGAAAUCCUUCAGCCAGAAGCAAAAUCUUAUUGAACAUGAGAAAAUUCAUACUGGGGAGAAACCUUAUGUAUGUAAUGAGUGUGGUAGAGCUUUUUCUCGAAUGUCAUCUGUUACUCUGCAUAUGAGAAGUCACACAGGGGAGAAACCAUACAAAUGUAAUAAAUGUGGAAAAGCUUUCUCUCAAUGCUCAGUAUUUAUUAUACAUAUGAGAAGUCACACUGGUGAGAAACCCUAUGUAUGUAGUGAAUGUGGAAAAGCCUUCUCUCAAAGUUCAUCCCUUACUGUACAUAUGAGAAAUCAUACAGCUGAGAAGCCCUAUGAAUGUAAUGAAUGUGGGAAAGCCUUCAGCCGGAAAGAAAAUCUUAUUACACAUCAGAAAAUUCAUACUGGAGAGAAACCUUAUGAAUGCAAUGAGUGUGGGAAAGCCUUUAUACAGAUGUCAAACCUCAUUCGACACCAGAGAAUUCAUACUGGUGAGAAACCCUAUGUAUGCAUGGUAUGUGGGAAAGCCUUUAGUCAGAAAUCAAAUCUCACUGAACAUGAAAAAAUUCAUACUGGAGAGAAACCCUAUCAUUGUAAUCAAUGUGGGAAAUCUUUUAGUCAGAGACAAAAUCUUCUUGAGCAUGAAAAAAUUCACACUGGAGAGAAACCAUUUAAAUGUAAUGAAUGUGGUAAAGCCUUCUCUCGAAUCUCAUCCCUUACUCUUCAUGUGAGAAGUCAUACAGGGGAGAAACCUUAUGAAUGUAAUAAAUGUGGAAAAGCCUUUUCUCAAUGCUCUUUACUUAUUAUACAUAUGAGAAGUCAUACUGGUGAGAAACCCUUUGAAUGUAAUGAAUGUGGGAAAGCAUUCUCUCAAAGAGCAUCCCUUUCUAUACAUAAGAGAGGUCAUACAGGUGAGAAACGCCAAGUGUACUAAAUGAAGGAAGACUGUCUCUUAAAUUCAACAUAUGUUUUACUUAAAAUAUAUUGGUGUAAGCUCAAGAAAAUGAACGAGAACUUUAUGGAAAAAUUCUAAUGCUUCAUUGAAGGUUUUAAGACUUGAAUAAAUGAAGAAAAAUACCAUAUACAUAGUUAUAUAAGUUCAGUAUCAUAAAAGUCUAAAUUCUAAAAAUCUAUAGACUGGAGUUUAAAACAAAAUCUAACAAAAAUUUUCUAGGAUUUUUACAAAAUGCCUCUAAAAUUUAGGUUAAGUUCUAUGGAUUGCUGAGACAAUUUUGAAAAAGAGCAGAGGAGAUACCUUCACCAUACACUACACAUCUGUAGUUACAGUUUUUUAAAAAGUGUGUGGUAUAAGUGCAUCAGGAGCUCCAUAGCAGAUUUUAAAACGCAGAUUUCCUAGAAAUAGACCUAUGAAUAUGUGAACUUGAUUUGAUGUAUAUUAGACCUGACAUCACCUGACAUUAAUAUGGAAAUGACAGCCUAGUCAAUAAAAACUGUUGGAGUAUUUGAUUCUCCAUAUUAAGCAAAAUAACAUAAAAUUACAUACAACCUUACAGUAUUCUAAUGGAUUUGAAUACUGUGAUGUGAAAUUCAGAAACCAUUGAGAAAAAAUUGAGGAUGUUGUCUGUGGAGGCUAGGAACCAUUUUAUCUAAAAGACAAAAAGACCUUACAAGUCCACUUCUGUAUAUACAUCCUAUAUAAACUCAGAAAUAUUGCAGAAUAAAUACAUAUAUUUAGCCAGAUGCAGUGGUAUGUGUCUAUAGCUAUUGUCCCAGCUACCUGGGAGACUGAGGCAGGAAUCUCACUUGAGCCUGGGAUUCUGAGACCAGGAUGGACAACAUAGUGAGAUCCUGUCUCAAGAAAAAGAAAAAAAAGAGGAAAAGAAAAAAAUAUAUAUCUAAAUUGAAAAGACCUAUUCAUCAAUAUGGUAAUCAAUAAAAUGUAAUAUAUUCAAAUAGUAGAAUAGUAUACAUCACUUAAAAGCAAUGAACUAGAUCCAUAUUAUGUAAUAUGUCAUUACAUAAUAGUCAUUGAAGACAUGUUGAAUGCAAAACAUCAAGACACAAAUGAAAUAUAUGAUAUUUUAUAAUUUGGAAUGACAUCAUCUAUGAAGAACUUUUUUUUAUAACGUGUAAAACUAUUUAAAUGGACUAAAGGAUACAUACCAAAUUAUUGACAGUCUUGUUUCUGGCAGAAGGUUGAGUUUGGGGGUGUUGAUUGAAGGGGACUUUCAGCUUUACUUGUAAUUUUUAUGCCUUAAAAAAGACUGGUAGUGAUAUAGUGUAUAAAAUAAAUUGUAAAAGGUAGUGAUACAUAAUGAUAAUAUGAAUGUGUUGUUAUUAUACUGUUUUUCUAGCUAUUUCUUAGAAUUAGGAGCCUGGGGAAGCUUGUCCCCAAAGAAAAAAAAUGUUAUAAUGGAUUCCUAUCAGGGAGACUUCCAACUUGGGUCUUCCCCUUUGCCAGAAGCUCUGGUGCUUUUUUGCUCCUUCUGUAUUCUUUUCUGUCUAAUAAAAUCUUA